This is a messenger RNA of Rhinocladiella mackenziei CBS 650.93, 1197 nucleotides long. RefSeq lists its product as uncharacterized. The transcript has a single exon. NCBI's taxonomy places the organism in Eukaryota, Fungi, Ascomycota, Eurotiomycetes, Chaetothyriales, Herpotrichiellaceae. The record is from RefSeq and is a predicted model, not a curated record. Bases 1 to 1197 code for a protein of 398 amino acids.
AUGGACCGCUUCUCGUCUCACCCUCCAUGGCGCCCACGAAGCCACAUCAUGACCUUUAUCAAAACGCUACACCUUCUAAACCUCGAUCUCCUGCCGGACUUCCCUCGCAUCUCAGAGUCUACAUUCCGCACGGCGACCAGUUCGAAAUGCGCUCCAAGCACAAGCACACCAAUGAUACAAAAUCGCGUCAAAAGCGUAGAAUGGGCUUUAUACCGACUGUUCGAAUUGUACGACCUGGAGGAGACGCGAUCGAAGCUCUCCCCACAUUUCCCCCCCACCGCACCGAUUCAGUCCCUCAAUCUGCGGGCAGCGCUGUACAAGGCGUUGAUGGAGCUCAAGAAGAAUGGGAUAUUGCCGAGGGACACGGUCCUGCGAAAGACAAUGCUGGAUGAGUGCAAAGGGGACAAGUUUGAGGAGUUGCUGUCGGCGUUUGCGAUGGUGGUGUUGAGGCAGAGAAUAGCGAGCCCAAUAACGGGAAAGACAAAGCAGAGAGGGACCGAGAAGAGCAUUGUAGCCCAGAUGACGGAUUCAAAGCCACAGGCUUUUUGGAAGGAACAAGAUGCCGAGAAUAUGGUCCCACUGAUUCUCGCACAUCGUGUCUCCUUGCAACAGUCCCUCCGUCACAGACAGAAAAUCCGAGAAAAAGCAACCGCCUGUAUCAGUCAUCUUGAAGCAAAACAAAGGGACAUUUCGAGAAGACUACAAAUUGCAUCCCAGCCGGAAGACGACAUCGAGGACAUGCCUCCACAAACUUAUGAAGCACUGCGAGAACAAGUAAACCACGCGUUUGCCGCCGCUGAUCGUCGAUGGGCAACGUAUAUAUUUGACGGCAAUCCUUCGGAUUCGAAUUCUAUGUCUGUGCCGAAUGUCCCGAAGUGGCCCUUUGACGAGCCUGAGCCUGACCAAUCUGUGCAUGAAUUUGGUGAUCCAACUGGAGGUACCGGCGUGAACGAAUUGAUGAAGCAGCUGAAAGCUCGCAUAUCAAUGCACCAUGAUCGAGCAGCAAAGUUGAAACAGCUGCGUGAUGCUCUGCGCGCUGAAAUCGAGGGACAGGAACAGGGACAGGAGCAUCUCGUUCUUCCGCCGAAAGAUGCCUCUAGGACAAACACAACCAUCACCACAGACCCCGCCACUGACGGACUCAAGAUGCGGCAAUUCAAUAAACACCAAACUCUAACGCUUCAAAGCUUAGCCUAG